Saccostrea echinata is the source of this 6635-nucleotide messenger RNA. Its product is annotated as peripheral plasma membrane protein CASK-like. The transcript has 22 exons. Gene Ontology annotation, biological process: protein phosphorylation; regulation of neurotransmitter secretion. The record is from RefSeq and is a predicted model, not a curated record. Bases 409 to 2904 code for a protein of 831 amino acids. Gene Ontology annotation, molecular function: signaling receptor binding; ATP binding; protein kinase activity. Gene Ontology annotation, cellular component: plasma membrane; cell-cell junction. NCBI's taxonomy places the organism in Eukaryota, Metazoa, Mollusca, Bivalvia, Ostreida, Ostreidae.
AUCAAUCUACAAAUUGGGGAUUCACUAAUUACGUUACAAGGUAUACAGAUGACAUUUGUACUUUGAUUUAGCUGUGAAAGUGUUCAGUUUCAGAGGACAAUGAUCUGUUAAUAAGACGCGCCUUAAUCCCUAAAGAAUUCCAUUAAUUAGAUUUAUAAGACAUAUAACAGCACCUAGACUAUCAUUGAGACGUUUGGAUAUGUGAGAAAGAGAGAGUUCCAAGUGCUACGUUUGUGUGCUAGGGAUGUGAACAGUUGAAGUGUCACCGUUUAACUACUGCUAGCUUAAUAUGAAGCUGUGAAAUCAAUGAGGCAGUAUAACUAGGCCUGUAUUUUUUUGGCACGUCUUUUUUGUUCUUCACUUAGUGCCGAUUAAUAUCAUAGACAACAUGGACUUAUCAAAUCUAUCAUGACAAGGAGUAUGGAUGGAGCAGAUUUAUGCUUUGAGAUUGUCAAGAGGGCGUCCAUGGGCUUUGUCUACAGUGAAGCUGUAUCAAGCCAUUACAUGAGACAGAUUCUUGAUGCCUUAAGAUACUGCCAUGCCAACAACAUUAUACACAGAGACCUCAAGCCACACUGUGUGUUAUUGGCCAGCAAGGAAAACUCUGCCCCAGUUAAGCUGGGGGGAUUUGGGGUGGCUACCCAGCUCCCUGAGUCAGGUUUUAUAUCUGGAGAUGAGGAAAUAGUGCAUGGGUUGGAACCUUGGUUUGAUCUGAGAAAUGAUGUAGUUGGUCGCAUUGGUACACCCCAGUACAUGGCCCCAGAGGUAGUUAAGAGAGAGCCCUAUGGUAAACCAGUGGAUGUGUGGGGCUGUGGAGUCAUGUUAUUUACCCUCCUAGGAGGUCAUCCACCUUUUGUCGGGACCAAAGACCACUUGUUUGAACAAAUUGUUAAAGGCAGCUACCAUAUGAAGAAACAAUGGCUCAAUAUUUCUAACUAUGCAAAAGAUUUAGUCAGUCAGAUGUUGGAAGUGGAUCCAGAGAAACGCAUCACUGUGGAGGAAGCAUUACAGCAUCCAUGGAUCAAGGAGAGAGGAAAAAUCCCCAAAGUUCACCUACAGGAGACGGUGGAGGAACUGAAAAAAUUCAAUUCUAGGAGGAAAUUGAAGGGUGCAAUAAUGGCAGCUGUGUCAAGUUCAAAGUGGAACACAUUUUAUAAUGACCCAGUUGUUCCGGACUUGAGUGAAGAAGAGGUCACUUCUGCUGGAGCUGUGUCUCAGGUACUGGACUCCCUGGAGGAGAUGCAGUGUCUAACAGAUUAUACCGGCGAGGAAAAAGACCUCAUCGAAAAAGUCUUCCAGGAUACCAAACUGCAUGCUCUGUUGUUGUUGUAUGAUAAGAUCAACACACAGACUGUGAGCCCCAUCCACCCUCCCCCAGAUGAUGCUGUGGAGAGGUCACGAGAGGUUCACAAUGUGAUGAAAGUCUGUCCACAAGAGUAUACUACUGUGUGCCAAGAAUUAGAACAAAUUCUGUCUAAACCCCAUGUAAUGGCCUUACUUCAAGCACAUGAUGUGGUAGCACAUGAGGUUUAUGGAGAGGAUGCCGUUCGCGUCACACCCCCUCCAAUCCAGACUUUUUCCAGCCUGAAUGGUGAUUCCUCACAGCCCCCAAGUCCAGAAGUUGAGAUGGAUCCUGGCUGUAAAAUCAAUCGUGUAAGACUUGUCCAAUUCCAGAAAAACAAGGAUGAGCCCAUGGGAAUUACUCUAAGGGUGAAUGAAGUUGGUCAGUGUAAAGUUGCUAGGAUAAUGCAUGGAGGAAUGAUCCAUCGACAAGGAACCCUUCAUGUUGGAGAUGAAAUUAGAGAAAUAAAUGAAGUUAGUGUCGUUAAUCAGACAGUGGAAAAUCUGCAGAAAAUGCUGAAAUCAUUAAGUGGCAAUGUCACCUUCAAAAUUGUUCCGCAGCCUUCAGGCAAUGUGCAUAAGGAACGAAAUGAAAAUGGAACACACAAAGAGAUCUUUGUGAGGGCCCUGUUUGAUUAUAAUCCUGAGGAUGAUGAUAUGAUUCCUUGCCCACAGGCUGGAGUGUCUUUUAGAGUUGGGGAUGUUUUAAGAAUCAUAAAUAAAGAAGACUCUAAUUGGUGGCAGGCUAAGUUAUGGGGUGUGGCCCCUACUACCCCAGCAGGUCUCAUUCCCUCCCCAGAACUUCAGGAGUGGAGGACAUCAAUGUCCUCAAGGGAAAAAGCCAGACAUGAGCAUGCAGCACAUUGUUCAUGGUUUGGAAGAAAGAAGAAAGAUAAAUACCUAGCCAAACACAACUCAAUCUUUGACCAGUUAGAUCUCAAUACAUAUGAGGAGGUGGUCUGUCUACCAGCAUUCAUGAGGAAAACAUUAGUAUUAUUAGGUGCUCAUGGAGUUGGUAGAAGACACAUCAAAAAUACCCUGAUAACAAGUCAUCCUGAUCGAUUUGCUUACCCCAUUCCACAUACCACAAGGGCACCUCGAGAGGGUGAAAUGAAUGGAAAAAAUUACUAUUUUGUUGGCCAUGAUCAAAUGAUGAAAGACAUUGCUGCUAAUGAGUAUUUAGAAUAUGGCACUCAUGAGGAUGCCAUGUAUGGAACAAAGUUAGAGACAAUUCGCCAAAUUCAUUCCAAAGGUCUUAUUGCAAUUCUGGAUGUUGAACCACAGGCACUGAAAGUUUUACGCACUGCUGAUUACGCACCUUAUGUAGUAUUUAUAGCAGCUCCUCGCUUCAAUGACCAUCUUCUCAGAAAAACUAAGGAUAUGAAUGACAUUAGCUUGGAGAGAUUAGCUACAGAAAGUGAACUUCUAGAAAAAGCCUAUGGACAUUAUUUUGACUUGAAAAUUGUGAACAAUGAUAUUGAUGAAACCAUAAGGAAAUUGGAACAUGCGAUUGAUCAAGUGAGUACCACACCCCAGUGGGUACCGGUCAGCUGGGUCUACUGAUAAGUCUGUGAUGAUUGGUUGUUUAAAUGCUCUGUGGUCCUUAUAAGGCCUUUGUAAAUGACCUAUAUUUAUACCUGAAUGUGUAGAUGGCCCAGAUGAGGAAGGUGAAAGGUUAACUAUAGUUAUAACUACUUAUUAGUUAAUCAUGACAAAAGUGUCCAUAAACAGGUUCAGAUGAAUUAAGAGAGAAUGUGAAAACAUUGUAUGAUUAAGCAUGAAUGUGAGACAGGUUUAAUUGAUAUUUAUACAUAUUUUUAAAACAAAUAUGAUACAUUCAAGAAGUAAUAUCAAGGUUGUAAAUGGAAUGUGGUGAAAGUAAAAGAUUAUAUACUUGUAUGUAUAUUUCCUAGAAAACAGCUGGUGUAAGUAAAGGUAUUAGGUCAAUAUUUUUAUCAUAAUGUGGGCAUGUAAUUUCUACAAUUAAAUACUGAAGAUGUACUUUUUUUCUGCAUGGCAUUAAUUUACACCAUGUACAUGUUCACAAUUUUUCUGCUGAAAUUUGAUAAUACAGCAUACUUAAAAUGCAUUAAGGACAUUAAAUAUAUUGACAAUCCAAGAAAUGUGUGUAACUUUCUACUCGCUGAUUGAAUAGAAAUUGUGAUUUCACAGAAUUAUGACUCUGUGGGAAAAAAAGUAUAUUCACAGUAAUUAAAUUGAUACAUUUAUAUAGCAGAUUUUAAUGCAUUAUUUUUUUUUCUUUAAGACAAAGAUGCUGCACUCUAAUGUAUUACAAAUCUGUGAUUUUUGAGAAAUGGUUGUUACACUUUUUUAAUAAAUGAAAAGAUUUUUUUUAAAGUGUAGUUUUUGUCUUGGUGCAAACUUGUCAAUAAUGGUUGUUACAAUAUUCUGAUAAUCUGUAAAACUACUUUUUCAUACUGUUUUACUGCCAAGUAUUAAAAUGUCAAGAGAAAUCAAAUUUUGGGGAGCGAGAGAGAAUACAGAUGUAUGCGAGAAUAGCAUGGUGCUAAAUCUGUUCUGAUGUAUGUCUGAAGUUUUUUUUUUUGUCUCUGUGUUUUUAUGAACCCUUAAAGUGGUUAUAAGAUAAAUUAGCUUUACAAAUAUAUUUGUUGAGUUUGCAAAAUCACAGGGACCAAGUUUUUUUGAAAACAAAGGAUUUUUCUUCAAUUCUGUAAACAUAUAAACAUACAGUCAAACCUUGUUAUCUCGAACUCCAAUGGACGGGGAAAAAACUUUGAGAUAUCGGAUGAUUCGAGAUAUUGAGGGUAAAAUAAUAAGUAUAAGUAGUUGGGACUUCCAAAUCACUUUGACAUAUCCAUGGUAUUAGAGAUAUCAGUGUUCGAGAUACCGAAGUUCAGCUGUAUACUGUAAAAGUGGUUAUUUUGACGAGUUGAAAAAUUGACGAGUUUUUGUUUACGGAAAUUGACGAGUGUUAAUUUUGACGAAAUAUUGAAUCAAGAGUUAUGUAUAUCUUUGAUUUCACAAGAUUAAAACAAAAAUAAAUACAAAGAACUUCUAAAAACGAGUUUCAAAACUAGUACUCAGAGUAAGUUCGCCAGAAGCUAGAGGACCAAAAACUUGAUGGAAACAUUGGCUUAGUUGACUUGAGAACGUCUACGAUUAAGCCGCUCUGUGCGAGUUCACGAUGUUAUAAGUAAGGACCGCGACUUCCUUGGGAACUCAUUUACAAGCGUUCUCAUCAAUAAAAAUUAAUUUUGCUUGUAAAAACCAUAUACAGUCUAUAAGAUUUGAUUGAAUUAAUUGCUCUUUUGUAUUUUGUUUUCAUUAUACGAGGCCGAUUGCCUGAGGUGACAAAGUAGGUUAAACGCGGCGUGGUGAUAAUUACGCAAAGUUAGAAUGUUGUGACCAUGGGUAAUAAUAGUAUAUGACAUAGUCAAUGGUUUUUAAAACUGUGAUUAUAUGUUUUCAUAACUAUUUACAAAAAUAUUAAACAGUAACUUUGAUCUAGUUUUAAUGGGGGAAGCCGAGAAAAUUAAGAGAUAAAGUUGUACAACGGUCGAUGUUUUUUGUGACGCCAUAUAUAUGAUAUGAAGUUUGACGAGUGGAAAUUUUGACGAGAAAAGAAAAAUCGUCAAUAUAGUCAAAAUUAGCACGUCGUCAAAAUUUCCACGUUUACAGUAUAUAAACAUACCAAACUGACUCUGAAUUGUUGUACUUUCAAUAUUAUGACAUUCAGGAGGAUAUAUUGUCAGUGUUAAGUGCUUUAUUUCUUAAAUAAAGGGUUCAUUGUAAAAAUUAGUAUUUAUAUAAAAUUCUGUUGAUUUAAGUAUAGUUGUUACAUGUAGGUAUACAUAUUUAUAAAUGUUAUUUUGACUAUUUUAGGAUCAAGAAACAAGUGCAGAAUUUAGUCAAAAUAAGAAUUUUCAAAGUAAAAAUACAUGUACUACAAAUUUAAACCUAAUAGUACCCUUUAAAAAUAAAGCCAUCGGCACUUUGUCAGUUUCAAAGAAACUUGGUUCUUGUAAAUACUUGUAUGUACAAGAAUAUGAUUCCUAUUGUGAAAAAGGAUACUGUGUUGUCCAUACUGUUGAACAUCAAUCUCUAUCAUCUCAUUUUGAUGUUAGCUUUAAAAGUUUAAAACUCAAAAGCUGUUUAAAUUGAAUUUAUAUAUAUAUAAAUGUUACAUGUAUAUUGCUAGACUAAAUAUUUAAGUCUGUGUUUUAGAAAACAAACCUUUUCAUAGAUUUUUAUUAUUGAGGAAAAUCUGUUAUAAAUAAUUUACAGAUGUAAUAUGUGUUCUCUAUUAAAAAGGUGUCUUUUAUUAAUCACAAGUCAAAGUUUAAAGCAGAGGCUUUCUUCAUUUCAGCAAGAAAAAUUUAGUCCUGAAUUGUUGUGCAUGCAUGUAAAUGAUAACUGAAUUCGGAUUCUAGUCCUUUUCAUUCUUGUUUAGAUCUUUUAUAUCAGAGUUCUAUCUUUCAUUCUAGUUCAGCACUGUAAUAAUAUGACACUGUUAAAGUAAAUCUCUAGGGCAGUCAAAAUAACUUGUUAUAUUCAUAGUUCACUGUAUCCAUAGCAGUGUUUCAUUAUAUCCAAUGGGUAUUCCAUUAAUUUGCACAUCUGGGUGACAAAAUAGGACUUCACUGUUAACAGAUACUCACUACAAGUGUAUUCCCUACUGUAAAACAAUUAUGUAAAUGAUGAAUGUUUUUUAAUGAAGCACUUGUAUGAUAGAAGUGUUAAUUUUGUUCAAAAUCUGAGCUGCAUAUACAUGUACAUGAAAUUAUCUUUUUAGUCUUCAUGCAUGUAUUUCCAUUUGUUGUAAAGCUCUUCUUUUUCAAUGACUACUAUUCAGUUAUUAUAUACAUAGGAGGCCAGUUUUUGUGGAUUCCAUAAAAUUGGUUGGGAUGUAAUUUCAUGGGUAUAAAGAUCUCGUUAUGAAAGAUCUUGAUUAUAAAAGAAUAAUUUUUGUUGAGGCUGUAAAUUCGUGGGAAAAAUAUCCCCCAAAAGUUCACAAAUUCCUCUAGAAUAUUAAUGAUUCCACUAUAGCCUGCAGAAGGUAGGGGAACUAAAUCACUUAUCUAAAUAUUUUAGUUAAUUUUUAUGACUAUUUUAUAGUUAUAUUUCUUAGAUUUAUUCUAUUUCAGUUAUGAGUGGUCUAAAUAUUUAGUUCUUUGAAUUUUGUUCAAAUGAUUUGUAUGUUGUUAUUGUUCAAAGCUAUCAAAUUCAGCAGAUUAUGUAUGCAUUAUGAUGAUGAGGAAUGAAAUUGUAUUAUAUACAAAAGUUAUUGGUACAAAUAAAACUCACUGAAUCAA